AUGGGCUCGGCGUCCGUGGCGCGUCUCGAACUUGCCAUCGAACUGGGUCUGCUGGACUGCGGCGACUCUAUCGACCUGACAGACCUGUGCGUGGAGGCCGCCGCGUUCGGAAGGCGGAAAGUGCUUGAGCGAGCGGUCGCGGAGGGUGUGCGGUGCUCGACAUACGAUUUCGACGAGGCGCGUGUCCCACUCGUGCGAAGCACCAAGGUCCUCCGCGGCGCCGCGUACGGUGGGCAGCUCGACACCAUGCAAUGGCUCGCCUCGUGUGGCAGUCGGCCCGAUGGCGGCGUCAUGGAGGCGGCCGCGAGAGCGCGGAGUCGCGAGGCGGUCAUAUGGCUGCGGGAGCAGGGCUGCGAGUGGGACGAGAUGGACCAUGCUGGCGCCGUCGAGGUGGGCAGUGCCAUCAACGGCUCUCUCGAAGGCUACUGUUUCUAUGGGCCGUGGAGCGGGCGAGAGCGGCCAGCGGACCUCUCCUUUGUUCGCUGGCUGCGGGAGCUCGGCGCGCCGUGGUCGUCCCACACGCUGAGCCGGUUGAUCGAGUGCGCGCAUGUGGACAUGCGCGACCUCCACUGGGCGGUGGCCGAUGACUGCCCGCUGAGCGACGGGGCAGGGCUGAGUGCGGCGACGGCCGGCCGCGUUGACAUCCUCUCGUGGCUGGACGCGCUCGAUGCGCUGCCACGGAGCAAGAAGCUCACGCAGGCCGCGGCGUCCGGCGGCCACCUGGAGCGAUUCUACCACGGGCACAGCCAAGUGGACUGGAGCGAGGCGCAGUGGGAGCCCCACCGCAAGCGGAAGCAGAUGAUGUACGACGUGUACUACCAGACGUGCAACUACACCAACGACUCUGCGGAUGAUGAUGAUGACGUGUCCUCAGUCGACUGGGUCGACGCGAUCACACCCAGGGCCGGUGAUGACUAUGAACAGUUUGGGUACGAUACCGUCUGA
This is a messenger RNA of Emiliania huxleyi CCMP1516, 945 nucleotides long. RefSeq lists its product as hypothetical. Bases 1 to 945 code for a protein of 314 amino acids. NCBI's taxonomy places the organism in Eukaryota, Haptophyta, Isochrysidales, Noelaerhabdaceae. The record is from RefSeq and is a predicted model, not a curated record. The transcript has 2 exons.